Messenger RNA from Brienomyrus brachyistius, 4113 nucleotides. It is a transcript of the gene pth1r, whose product is annotated as parathyroid hormone 1 receptor. NCBI's taxonomy places the organism in Eukaryota, Metazoa, Chordata, Actinopteri, Osteoglossiformes, Mormyridae. Bases 480 to 2099 code for a protein of 539 amino acids. Gene Ontology annotation, biological process: cell surface receptor signaling pathway; intracellular calcium ion homeostasis; adenylate cyclase-activating G protein-coupled receptor signaling pathway. The transcript is spliced from 14 exons. Gene Ontology annotation, cellular component: plasma membrane. The record is from RefSeq and is a predicted model, not a curated record. Gene Ontology annotation, molecular function: G protein-coupled peptide receptor activity; peptide hormone binding; parathyroid hormone receptor activity.
AUCCGAACGGAGCGCCGGCCGAUGGCAUCUUCUGCUGUAGCCCUCGUUAGUUUCAGAAACUCUUAACUCCUAAUUAUUACCUGGAAGUCUUCAUGUAGUUCUAUCAGUAUUUUUUUAUUAUUUUAGAAGGCUUCUUGAUUGGACGGCAGAAAUUCGCUUCUUUGCUCUCUAUAGACUAGUUGACCUAUAAUAGUGUGGUUUUAGGUUUUGCACGGUCUGUCUGCAUCCCCAUGCGUUAACACAUUUGUUUGGCUUAUAAGUAAAAAAAAAUAGGUUCUAGUGCAGGGAAGAGGGAGGAGGUGGCUACGCGUAACACAGUUUAAAAACUUCGAGACUGUGGAGUUGAUCGGCUUUUCCAUCCCGGGAUGUAUGUUUGAUGCGCGUGGUGGGGAUGCAUCCUCCGGCUUAUUAAACAUUAGCUACCGGCGAUUAAUCUGAGCAAGGCAUCGUCAGAUAAGCUGCUCGGAUCUGCUUUAGUUAUGGGAUCCACUCUGCUGAUCCACGGCGUGGGUUUUCUGCUGUGCUGCUCCAUCAUGAGCUGCAUGUACGGUCUGAUAGAUGCUGAUGAUGUCAUCACCAAGGAGGAGCAGAUCCACCUGCUCUUCAGUGCCAAGCGGACGUGUGAGAUCGAGAUGAAGUCCAAGAACAAGACUUCAGAUGGCUUCUGCCGGCCGGAAUGGGACGGCGUCGUGUGCUGGCCAGGGGGGCCUCCCGGCAAGGUCGUGUCCACCGCCUGCCCCGACUACAUCUAUGACUUCAACCAUAAAGGCCACGCCUACCGCCGCUGCGAUAUGAAUGGGACCUGGGAGCUGGCCAGCACAAACAAUAAAACCUGGGCCAAUUACAGUGAAUGUGCCAAGUUUCUCACUCAUUACAACCAGAACCCCGAAAAGGACGUCUUUGACCGACUAUUUCUGAUUUACACCGUGGGCUACUCUGUCUCCCUGGGAUCUCUCAUGGUAGCCGUUGUCAUCUUGGGAUAUUUUCGGCGGUUGCACUGCACCAGGAACUACAUCCACAUGCACCUCUUUGUGUCUUUCAUGCUCCGCGCGAUCAGCAUCUUCGUCAAGGACGUGGUGCUGUACUCUGGUUCCACCACGGAGAACAUGGAGCGGGUCAGUGUAGAGGAACUGAAGUCCAUCACCGAGGCCCCCUUUUCUGAUAAAUCCCAGUUUGUCGGCUGUAAGAUCGCUGUCACCCUGUUCCUCUACUUCCUGGCCACCAAUUACUACUGGAUCCUUGUGGAGGGGCUGUACCUGCACAGCCUCAUCUUCAUGACCUUCUUCUCGGACAGGAAGUAUCUCUGGGGUUUCACCCUCAUCGGCUGGGGGGUCCCUGCCAUGUUCGUGAUGGUGUGGGCGAUCGUAAGGACACUGCUGGCAGACACAGAAUGCUGGGAUCUGAGCGCAGGCAACCUGAAGUGGAUUUUUCAAGUGCCGAUCCUGGCGGCCAUCGUGGUAAAUUUCUUGCUGUUCUUAAAUAUAAUCCGAGUCCUCGCAACAAAACUGCGUGAGACGAAUGCGGGCCGCUGCGACACCAGGCAGCAGUACAGGAAGCUGCUGAAAUCCACGCUGGUGCUCAUGCCUCUUUUUGGGGUGCACUACAUCGUCUUCAUGGCCAUGCCCUACACGGAGGUGUCUGGGGUGCCCUGGCAGAUCCAGAUGCAUUACGAGAUGCUUUUCAACUCAUUCCAGGGGUUCUUUGUGGCGAUCAUAUACUGCUUCUGCAAUGGAGAGGUGCAGGCAGAAAUCAAGAAGUCGUGGAGCAGGAGAACGCUGGCUUUGGACUUUAAGCGGAAAGCAAGGAGUGGAAGCAGCACGUACAGCUACGGUCCUAUGGUGUCCCACACCAGCGUGACCAACGUGACUGCUAGGGGCCCCUUGGCCCUGCACCUCACCACCCGGCUGGGCCCCGUCUCCAUCAACGGUCACCGGAACCUCCCGGGCUACGUCAAGAAUGGCUCUGUCUCGGAGAACUCUAUCCCCUCUUCCGGGCAGGAGGUGCACAUUCCAGAGGAGGUGCACCCAAACGGCACAGGGCUGCGUGAGGAGGACAAGCCCACUCCGCUGGUGGAGGAGGAGAGGGAGACGGUCAUGUGACUCCAUGCCUGUGAUCAGCAGUGAGCGCCAGUUAUGAAGAGAGCUAAAUCGUUAGCCGUCUUCCCUCAGGAUUUUUCUUAUCGAUUGGCCGUGGCCUUUUGUCGAGCUAACUGUACUAGAAUAUUGCCUCUGGAAGAGCUGGGCUUUGCUCAGAAUGGACCGUCUUUGUUUUGGCCAGCAAGCAGUGUUCAGUGGACCAUCAGAUCAGUCUUAUUCACCUCUGGGUUGGUCUCUCCCAGAGCUUCAUUCACCAGCAAUACUGGGCGGUCCUUGCGGUUGCAAACACUGGCUCUGAAGUCAUGUAAGGUCAACUAGAACUUGAUCACAGUCACUACCGCGCACUUGUUGACCUACCCUUGGUGAUUUCGUAAGCUUUACAGCAUUAACCAGUGUUUUCACUGACUGUUCAUAUCAUUGGCUUUCAUUAGAUCCUUCACUACGCAGUUGUGGUUGUUUCUCCUGUCGCCUGAUGACUCUGUGAUGGGACAGAAACGACCAGAUCUUUCACGCUUACAUUCAGGUUCGCUCAUCUCAGGCCUAAAGCGAAAAGCAUUAUGACAUACUGUAAGAUGCAAUGCCUCGUUGCACGUUUUCCUUGAGAAGGGUCAUGGUCAGGUUAGUUCGGGGCAGAUCAACAAACAGAUCGUUUCCUAAAGCAACUGGAUAUCACCAUGGGAACCAAAAGUAAACCAAAGGAAUUCUGGGAAAGUUCAACAGAUGGCUAUUUAUUAGCAUCGGACAGAUGUUUGAGUUACUCCGUGGCUUAUCAUGUGAUGGAACAGUGGACCUCAGAGGACGUUUUUUAAUUAACCUUUCUCUAAUUAAUAAUCCCUUGUCUCAGACAAACAGUAAGUUUGGACCCUCAAUACUGAUUUCUGCACCAGCCCAUCUACUGGCUCAUUCGUUGCCACCAGACUUAUGACCAAGAACUCGUUAAAAGGGAAUGAAGCUAUAUCUAUAACUAAUGUUUAGUUAACUUUUAGUUAAUGUUUAGUUAGCGUUGUCCUACUGUAUGAGUACACUUCCAGUACUGUUCCAUUGGCUCCAGGCUGAUGUAAUAAUCUGUGAUAGACCUUUCCAAAUAGAAGCUAAGUCUACACUUCUGCUUUGCGAUCGGUCCAGCAUUGUUACAACAUGCAAAAAAACAUCACCUCUGUCAUCUAUAACCCAAUUUGCAUUGGUGGUGCUGAAAUAUGAAAUUGGAAGUUAUUGUAUGCUCACUGAGACUCAUCUACAAAUUAUAUAUUUGGAUUUUGAACGGCUUUAGGACCCUUGAUAAUUCACAUUCCACUCACUCGAAACGGCUAAAAUAACAUUGAAUGUACAAUGCUUAGAACAUUUGGUCAGUAUUGGGCUUGUGACACACUGGUGUUACAUGUGUAUUGGCUCUCAAGGAAGUUCUUCAGGGCAACAGAAGGCAAACUGAGGUAUUUUAUUAUAAUUGUUAUUAUUUUUAAUCAAGCAGCCAAGUACCCCAGUAAAACUGUAAUGGUUAAAACUGGAGUUUCUGUGUUAAACAGUGUUAGUUGUCAGUCAUUGAGCAAUGUAAUCAAAAUCAAACAAAAAAAAUCUGUUAAGAGGGGUGAAUUGUUCAAAGAUUUUAUUUUUUUUUACUGUGACACUAUAGUGACAACAAAAAUAUAUCAUAUUUGAGAAAAUGAUACAAAAGUUUCCUAAGGUCCAGUGAUAUGCUGCUCUUGUAUAUGUGUUAAUUACUUACCUUUGAAUCGCAGUCACUAUGUUUACAGACAUGUCCACCUAUUUGUCAGCUAAUCAGAUGUCAACUUGUGGAGGGAAGUGUUUUAAAACAAUGUACAAUUAAACAGGCUGGGGGGAAAUAAGUAUGUUUUUGCAUUUGUUUAAAUAUUAUUUUUUACAUUAAGAAAAAAUAUAUUUUGCAGUGGGCUAGAGAAAAAGUGAGUGCUUUCUUUUUGCACAAGUUAUUUAUUUUAACGUCUUUCCUGACAGCAUUGUAUUCUAAUGUAAAUAAAGAGAAACAGUAUUAACACUGAAA